Messenger RNA from Trichoderma reesei QM6a, 4506 nucleotides. RefSeq lists its product as uncharacterized. Gene Ontology annotation, cellular component: CCR4-NOT complex. The record is from RefSeq and is a predicted model, not a curated record. The transcript has 6 exons. NCBI's taxonomy places the organism in Eukaryota, Fungi, Ascomycota, Sordariomycetes, Hypocreales, Hypocreaceae. Gene Ontology annotation, molecular function: RNA binding; ubiquitin-protein transferase activity. Gene Ontology annotation, biological process: protein ubiquitination. Bases 1 to 4506 code for a protein of 1501 amino acids.
AUGGCGCCUCAGGACUCCUUCAUCGAGGAAGAUGAAGAUGUCUGCCCUCUUUGCAUCGAAGAGUUCGACUUGUCCGACCGUAACUUUCGACCUUGCCCCUGUGGCUACCAGAAUAACAUGAAUGGUCUGUGUCCGGCAUGUCGACGGCCCUAUGACGAGAAGACUAUUCAGUGGAAGGUCGUGACACAAGAAGAGGUUGCCGAGUUCCGUGCGAAUAUCCAGAAGAACCAGCGGAAACGAGCUCAAGAACAACGUCAAAAAGAGGUUCAGAAACGUGAAGCCGAGAAGGAGAAUCGCAAAAAUCUGAUUGGAGUCAGAGUUGUGCAGAAAAAUCUUGUCUACAUUACAGGUCUAGCGCCCACGGUCCGCGAAGAUGAACUUCUCAAGACGUUGAGGAAGCCUGAAUUCUUCGGGCAGUACGGAGUGAUUCAGAAGAUUUCGAUUAGUAAUCGAAAGAGCUCAGAUGGCCAGCAUCAUUCACUGGGCAUCUAUGUCACUUUUGAAAAGCCCGAAGAGGCGACAAGGUGCAUCCAAGCUGUCCAUGGUUCGCAGAAUGGGGACAGGAUCCUGAAAGCUCAGUAUGGAACUACCAAGUAUUGCUCUGCAUGGCUCAAGAACGAGAAAUGCAACAACCCGGGCUGCAUGUUCCUACACGAGCAGGGCGAUGAGGAAGAUAGCUAUACUCGUCAAGACCUGUCAUCCAUGAACAGCAUCCAUACGCAAAGGCCUUUGCCCGCUGGCAACAGCACCUCUUACCGAACAACGCCCCGGCAGCAAACAUCGCAGCCGACCUUGACGCCCAUUUCGCAAUCAAUGGCGCGUACAUCAAGCAAAGAGGGCUCAGACUACGGACCCGACGGCUCUGCUCUACCUUCCUCGGCAAACUGGGCACGAAAUCCUCAACGCAGCCGGAGAGGAAGCCAUGCCACGAGUGGCGCUCCAUCCAGCCCUGCUAUCUCGGCUUCUUUGCCUACCACGACCGAAGUUGCCCGGGAAGCUGUGGGGGCUGCAGGGUCCCCCCCUCCUGCUCAGCAAGUGGAAGAAGACAAAAUGUCAAGUCAAGAUACUCUUGAACCACCGCAGCCCCAACCGUCAAAGAGCCCCCUGGCGAACAUUUUGCGGGCGUUGCAGAACUGCACGUUGUCGAACUUAGUUGCCCCGCAAGUCAAUGAACUGGGGCCUCCUUUAUUCGACAUUCGAGGCGGGAUUAAGCGAAAGGAAAUGCGCGAAGAAGACGACGCACGAAUCAGCGGGGACCAGAAGAACGCGACUGAAGGAUUGGUCCAGAUGGAAGGUGAAGUAGAGACGGGCGGCAGCCUUGCUCUUGGCGGAGAACCUGAAGAACGCGAAGUCAUUGGCGAUGGACAAGCAUUUGAGCAUCGCCAUAUCAACACUUUUCCUCCCAUCCAGAGAAGCAAUGCCGACAAUCUCUUUGGUCCUGCACUCAAUGGUCCUUUCAACCCAGGUACAAGCCAGAUGGGUCGGGGAAUUACGCCCCAGCAUCUGAUGUCACUACGCCCUCAAUCUGGGUUUAGCGAGCAGGUCCCUUCAAGCCUUGCUGGCCAGGCUGCCUUUCAAAACCAGGGCCACAAUCGUCAGUCAUCUCGAUUCAACUUCAUGGCUGACAGUCCGCCAACAUCGACCAAUCUCAAAUUUGCCACGAAUCCAAGGAUCAUGGGCCAGCAAUCAUCCAUGAUUCCUAGUUCUUUACAGUCCUCAGGUAACGGCCACUUCUUUGGAAGCUCCAUGCCAGCGCCACCGCCUGGACUUAAGUCUACCAACACGCCACCAAAUCUCUUUGGUCAGGGAUUUGGUGGUUCCGGAUUUGGCACUGCCGCGAAGGACUCAUCUGGCGAUUUAUUGCAGAGUUUAAUUAGCAGGAGCCGAGGCAGUGGCAAUCAGCCUCAUGAUGGUGGAAAGCCUCCUACUUCUGGCCUUUUGGCAUCGCUCUACGGUCACCACACCGGAGCAUUCCAAGACUUUGGCUCGAAGCAGAAGAAGAAGGGGAAGAAGCAUAGACAUGCUAACACUUCCUCCUCGGGGGGGAGUGGUCUAGUGGAUCUUGCGGACCCGAGUAUACUGCAGGCGAGGAUGCAGCACCAAACGCAAAGCAACACCGGAGUCAAUCAAGGAGUCUUUAGCGGUCAGAGCCAAGGUGGGUAUGUCCCGAACAUGAUGUAUAAUUCCACUGUUAUCGUUUGCACAUUGCUGAUGUGUUUCUUAGACCAUGAUCUCCAGUUGCCGGAAGAUGCCCAACUAUCCGUGGAUGCGCUUGUCUCAGAUGACCCGUUACCAGCCCUGGCGUCACCUCACGUUAGUGAGGCGGACUCUCAUCGUGUGGCUUCUCACCCGGGUAGCGCCGAUACGCUUCAUCAUUCGAAUCAAGACACAUCGACUCAGACUCAGCCACAGCGCGCGAAUGCGAUGCCGGCCACGCCUCCUAUCUUGUCCCCCAGCCCUCCUUACAAUCUAGCAUCAACCCUCCAGAGGUCCUCUAAACCGACUCUUAUCGACAAAGAGGUUGACAUCCGUGCGACGGCCCCCACAGCAAAGGAAUCCUCAGCACCUCCGCCCUCCUCGACAAAAGGCAGUAUUCUUCAGGAAAAGGACUUCCCUGCUCUAGGCGCGCCAAGGACGAACGAAACAAUGGGCGCCAGCAUCAGCUUGGGUGCUUCUAAAACAGUUGCGUUGAAGAGCAUACCAUUAGCCAGGAGACAAGAGGGCGGAACCCCCGAGGGCCAGGACGAGGAUACUGGAUUUCUCGCCAAGGUGCCUGAACCUCACUUGACAAUGGACAGUGACGCCAAAUCUACGGAACAGGCAGCAGGCUCGCUUGCCGGUACCAGUUCCAUCCAUCGGCCGGUUGACGGUAUCGUCAAGCCAGAUGUAUCCGUGGAUUCCGCCAGGUUUCCACCCUUGCCUCCUCCAACGAGUGGCAGUGGCAUGCCUACAGCCUCGCGAGCUAUACCGAAGACGUUGAGAGUGGUUCCUUCAUCAAUCAAGGCAGAGACUCGCUCUGCUUCACCAUCGCCUGCUCCAGUAUCUAGUCCUGCAGCUGGAAAGCUGGUCCAGUCACAGCGGCCUGGCACACCAGCCAGCGAGAUGAUUAGCGACACAGCCUCUGUUACAUCGUUUUCGGUCUCUGUAUCUCGAGCUGGAUCUCCUCCCUUGAGCAGAGUGGGCACUGCUCCGAUACGGGGGACUACCAAGAGCCAGCAGCGCAAGCAGCGCAAGGAUGUCUUGAAGCAAGAGACCAAGAUCAUAGCUGAAGCACCCAAGAUGGACACUGCAGAGCAUGCCCCCGUUAUUGGACGGAAGAAGAAACAGAAGAAGGAAAAGCCUCAGCGGGAGACCACUCCCUCGUCUGCAGCGGCCACUCCCUCUGAAACACCAAAGGCGGAAGCGGCAAUUCUCUCCAAAGUUGAAGGGAAGCAGGUGGCUGUGGAUCAUGAUGGGGGCUCGAAGACGGAUAGCACGGCGAAUUCGCCUAAGGAAAAGCCGGAUGCUCGAAAGAACGCGACGAAAGAGGCAACGCAGGCACCUGCCCCGUCAUCGCCCACACCUCCGUUGCCCCAAGCGGCCGAGUCAGCGGACAAGUCUCCUGAAAGGCCGCAGUCGAGCCCCGCGUCUGUCUUUGCCGAUAUCAAGGAUUCGCUCUGCACUGCUGCGCCAGAGAAACUGCAGCUGCUGAAGCCCGUUUCCAGCAAUUCAUCCCGGCCAGAGCACAAUCCGCUGAACCCAUCAGGCAAACGAGAAGACUGCAAGGAGAGCUCUUGCAGAUGUGGUGAAAUGCAAGAUGCUGAUCUUGCGGCGCUGCGUGCCGGAAGGCCUGUGCGCAAACAGUUCCAUACUGACGGCAGCCGCAUGCUCAUCACCCCCCACGGGGACUGCAUUCGCGGGCUCACGCCAGAAGAAGAGGACACGUUCCUGGCCCUGCAAGCCGCCAUUGCUGCGACGGCGGAGAAUCCUGCUGCAUUCGUGGCACCGAGACACCAGCCGAGUAGCGGCGCUUUUUCACUCAUUAAGGGUCGAGCUGUUCCCAACGGGCGGCCGAACAUCUUCCCUUCUACCAUGCAGCCUCAAACGCAGGAUCCGAUCGGCAAGCUCCAAAGGGAGGAUGCCCUAAGCUACAUCAACCAAUAUGUGUUGCCGAGGCUGAGUCUUGGGGCUACAAGUAUGGGUUUCCCGAAGGGAGCUUCUUCUACUCGUGACUCAGCGAGCCUCAACUCUCUGGCGCCCUACUUCUACGGCCCUGAUGCUGCCGCUGGUGUAGGCAUUUACAGCUCGCCAGAAAGCGCUCGGGCCAUACAAGACUUUGCCGCUCCGGGCAUGUCGCUGGACGAGAUUGGUAAAGGAGCGGCAGCCAGUUCGAUUGGCAACAUGCCGCUGAUGAGCGUUGAAGAUGCCGAAGCAGCUCUGACAGCCGCCAAGAAAGAGACCGAGAAACUCGAAAAGGGUCUGAACAUGGUUAUCAAGCGGAAUCGCAGGCUCUUGCUCGGGGCUUGA